Molecule: messenger RNA, 2106 nt
Organism: Abrus precatorius (Indian licorice)
Lineage: Eukaryota; Viridiplantae; Streptophyta; Magnoliopsida; Fabales; Fabaceae
Product: protein MALE DISCOVERER 2-like
Exons: 13
Coding region: 1-2106 (701 amino acids)
Biological process (GO): protein phosphorylation
Molecular function (GO): protein binding; protein kinase activity; ATP binding
Source: RefSeq, a predicted model, not a curated record
AUGGAGAGCAAAAGGGGCCUCCCAUUUGGAUUAUGGCUCAGAAUAUUUGUUGGAUCGAUUUAUCUGUGGGGAACUCAACAGUGUUGGUCUCUUAAUCAUGAAGGAUUAGCAUUGUUGGAGUUUCGGCUAAGAAUAACUUCUGAUCCUUUUGGUGCUCUGGCAAAUUGGAAUCCAAACGAUUGCAGCCCUUGCAAGUGGUAUGGUGUUCAUUGUGUUGAUGGUAAAGUGCAAAUCCUGGACCUAAGUAAGAUAUCUCUGAAAGGGACAUUGGCUCCUGAGCUUGGGAAACUUAGUCAUCUAAAAUAUCUUGUGUUAUACAAGAACAAUUUUUCUGGUACCAUUCCCAAAGAACUUGGAGAUCUAGAAAAGCUGGAGUUGUUGGACUUAAGGGGGAAUAACUUGACUGGAUGUAUCCCAGCAGAAAUUGGCAGGAUAUUGUUGUCAACACAAUUGUUGGUUUGUAACAAUAAAAUUGAACGUAGUGAUUCUCAAGAGCUGGGAAAGAUCAGAUUGCCCUCUUUUGACAAUUUUUCAUCACCUCUGCCAUGUGGAAAGAAUAGAAAGCUUGCAUGCUGCGUGAACAAUAUGUGGCAUAGAAAUAUCAAGCAGAGGAACACAGUAUAUUUAUUUGUUAUUCCAAUUAAAGGAGCACUCAGGAAAUACCUUCUUGCCACAGCACUGUUCAAGCUAGGAAAGGCUACCUGUCAUGGCCGUGAAGAGAACUACUGUGACAAUCUGACUAAUUCUGAUGAAUCAGAAAUUGAUCAGAAUGCAUCAAAUCUAGUCAAUUUUGCACGUCGCAAGUUACUUGAUCAGUCCAGUAACCUUGCAGCUGCACCUUUUAGUGGUGGACCUACUAUACAAAUCAGUUCUGUUCCAACUACCCUGAGUAGUGGAGCUUUCCCAGCGGUGCCAGAUGCCAAUAAGAAGCAAAACCAGUCACCUACAUUGCCUUCACCUUCAGAUUCUCCACACAUGAAUCCAACAAGUCAACAGAAUUCAGCUGAUGGUGCUGCUGGAAAAUUUUGGAAAUAUAUUAUUAUAAUCGCUGGUGUGGCUGUCUUGAUCAUUGUUAUUCUGAUCAUACUUUGCAUUUGGCGAAAACGAGCAGCAAAAGCAAUAAAGCCCUGGAAGACAGGAAUAAGCGGACAGUUGCAGAAAGCAUUUAUAACAGGGGUCCCCAAGUUGAAUCGAGCAGAGCUGGAGACAGCAUGUGAAGAUUUCAGCAAUAUCAUUAAUAGUUUUGAUGAGUGCACCAUUUACAAAGGAACACUGUCCAGUGGAGUUGAGAUUGCUGUAGAUUCUACUAUUGUCACUUCUGCCCAAGAUUGGACUAAGAGCAUGGAGAUGGCCUAUCGCAAAAAGAUUGCUACAUUGUCCCGUGUUAACCAUAAGAACUUUACCAAUCUUAUUGGUUACUGUGAUGAAGAACAACCAUUCACAAGGAUGAUGGUGUUUGAGUAUGCUCCAAAUGGAAGCUUAUUUGAGCAUCUGCAUGUCAAGGAAAUUGAACAUCUUGACUGGAGCGCAAGGAUGAGGGUUAUUAUGGGCACGGCUUAUUGUCUUCAGUAUAUGCAUCAUGAUCUAAAUCCACCAGUAGCUCAUUCUGGCCUCAGUUCAGUUUCUAUAUUAUUAACAGAUGACUUUGCUGCUAAGAUAUCAGAGAUCUCUUUUGGCAAGAAUGUAUUAUUACCAGCCAACCCAACUGGAGACGAAUCACUGAAAUCUGAGCUGCCACCCCAUGCUGAUCCUGAAACCGAUGUCUAUAACUUUGGAGUAUUGUUGCUUGAAAUCAUCUCAGGGAAACUACCUUACUCUGAAGAACAAGGCCACCUUGUGAGCUGGGCUGCUGAGCACUUGAAUGAUAAGCAAAGCUUCAGCUCUUUGAUCGAUCCCACGCUGCAGUCCUUCAAAGAGAAUGAACUUGAUGUCAUCUGUGAGGUGAUCAAAGAAUGUGUUCAAUCUGAUCCAAGGUUAAGACCAGCAAUGAAGGACAUAAGCAUCAAAUUGAGGGAAGUGCUUCGCAUAUCACCCGAGCAAGCUGUUCCAAGACUUUCUCCACUCUGGUGGGCUGAACUAGAGAUCUUAUCAUUGGAGGCCACCUAA